Molecule: messenger RNA, 1614 nt
Organism: Magnolia sinica
Lineage: Eukaryota; Viridiplantae; Streptophyta; Magnoliopsida; Magnoliales; Magnoliaceae
Product: protein kinase PINOID 2
Exons: 2
Coding region: 43-1494 (483 amino acids)
Biological process (GO): protein phosphorylation
Cellular component (GO): cytoplasm; nucleus; plasma membrane
Molecular function (GO): ATP binding; protein serine/threonine kinase activity
Source: RefSeq, a predicted model, not a curated record
UGAAGAACGCCAUCCACAUCUCUAACAUGCAACACCACAAACAUGCCUGCAAGAAGUGAAGAAUCCGACUACGAUAGCAGCUGUUCGUCCAUCACAACCCGAGAUUCCGGCCAUGGCUGGAUCAGCGAUGUCAGUUUCGGGAGCUCCAGCUCCCUCUCUGUCUGUUCAUAUACGGACAGCAUUUCUCCUUGUAGCUACAAACCACACAAAGCCAACCAAGCCCAUUGGGAGGCCAUGGCACGCAUCCGUCGUGCCAACGGUCGAAUUGGGCUCGACCAAUUUCAGCUCUUGCGCCGUCUUGGCAGCGGCGACAUCGGAAAUGUUUACCUGUGCCGGCUCAGGAACCCCAUCGUCGGAUUGCCUGAGUGCCUAUACGCCAUGAAGGUGGUAGAUAGAGAAGCGCUCGCCAUUAGGAAAAAACUACAGAGAGCUGAGACGGAGAAGGAGAUCUUAGGCAUGCUCGAUCAUCCGUUCGUGCCGACGCUUUAUGCCCAGUUCGACGCUUCUCGUUACUCGUGUUUGGUUAUGGAAUUCUGCCCUGGCGGGGAUUUGCUUACCGUGAGGCAACGCCAGCAUGGGAAGCGUUUCAGUGUUUCAUCUGCUAAAUUCUAUGUCGCGGAGACUCUUUUAGCUAUGGAGUAUCUUCAUAUGAUGGGUGUGGUUUAUAGAGAUUUGAAGCCAGAGAAUGUCCUCGUCAGAGAAGAUGGUCAUAUCAUGCUUUCUGAUUUUGACCUCUCGCUUAAAUGCGAUGUCGUCCCAACCCUCCUCAGAAUUAGGCUUGACCCUGCGGUCGCGGCAAAGAGCCCAAAAAAGGGCUCAAUUCCUUCAUGUGUGGGGCCAAUACAACCCGUUUUAUCAUGUUUUUCUGCGUCUAAGAAUCCAAGCAAGCAAAAGAAAGAAAAACCCGUAUCGGAGUCGAAAGCUACAAUCGCUACGGUACUUCAGGAGCUUGAUCCUGAGCUAGUGGCCGAACCCGUCAACGCUCGAUCAAAGUCGUUCGUUGGCACACAUGAGUACCUUGCCCCCGAGGUGAUCUCCGGGAUGGGCCAUGGGAGCGCCGUUGAUUGGUGGACACUUGGGGUGUUUUUGUUUGAGCUAUUGUAUGGGAGGACACCAUUUAAAGGUGAGAACAAUGAGAAGACACUUAUCAACAUCAUCAAACAACCAUUGAAUUUCCCCAAGAUUGAUGUGAGUAGUUUCAAUAGUACUAAGGAAUUGGAAGAGAUGGUGAAGGCCCAAGAUCUUAUAAGCAAGCUUCUAGUGAAGAAUCCAAAGAAGAGGAUUGGAAGUUUGAAAGGGUCUGCUGAGAUUAAACGGCAUGAGUUCUUUAAGGGUGUGAACUGGGCCUUGAUUAGGUCUGUGAGGCCUCCUGAGGUCCCAAAAGACUUGGAGAGGAUGAGAAAGAGAGUGGGCCACCUUCCAUCAAAGCUAAACAAGAGAGAUAGGGGUACAAGUGCUACAUAUCAGAUUCCUCAGCAUUUUGACUACUUCUAACUGUAGAUAUUUGUAGAUAGAAUGGGUGCAAAAGUCAUGUGAUGACAUUAAAUAGGUAGAGUUUUGUUUGUUAUCCCUUUCUCACUAAUGAAAGUUUGAAAAGAGAGAUUACUAUGUUUA